GUGCUCCUCAUCCUGUAUGUCCUAUGUCGGAGUCCCCAGCCGUCUCUCAGCCCGUCGAGAGAAUCCCACUGCCUAAAUUCAAUCUCGAUGAACUCGACGAGUCGGAAUGCUGGUGGCGCGAUCACCAAGUUUGGCUCGCAGAACGCGGAUAUAUGCUUCGUCCUCGUUUCAGGCCUGGCUGGACACCGUCUUGGAAGGCUAAUCCGGGGAAGCUCACUUUGUUGCAUGAGGACUGGCAUCCUAUCUUGCACCCCCGCAUCAUGGACGCUGUCCGCAUAGCGGACGAUCGUCUCGUUAUGUUCAAACUCAUCAAGAAGAGCCACUACCCGCAUGAGCUGGAGAUAACCCAGUUUCUUGCCGAUACAACACGAGCAGACCCUCGCAACCAUACGGUACCUAUCCUGGAUGUUUUCGACGUUCACGACGAUGUAGACUUCACUUUGAUCGUCAUGCCGCUCUUGCGGCAGUGCGACCGUCCAAAGUGGAAGACCGUUGGUGAGGUUGUCUCUUUCCUUUGUCAAGUAUUUGAGGGUAUGAGCUUUAUGCACGAGCUCCACAUAGCGCAUAGGGACUGCCAGGCGCCGAACAUCAUGUACGACCCCAGCCCCAUGUACCCUGACAUGUUCCAUCCCCGGAUCCAGUACAAAGCACGAGACUGGAAAGGCGACGCCAAACACUCUACGCGCACAGCUCGCCCAGUAAGAUACUACUUCAUCGACUUUGGGCUCUCUCGCAAGUACAAUCCCGAGGAUGGGCCCCCUCGCGAGAUGCCUAUCCGAGGCGGGGACAAGACCGUGCCCGAGUUUCAGAACUGGGCCGGCGAGUCUCUUGACCCCUUCCCCACCGAUAUCUACUAUCUUGGGAACAUGAUUCGCAUGCAUGUCAUGCAGAGAUACUUCAAGACGGAGUUUCUUGCGCCGUUAGUCGACGAGAUGACCUGCGCCGAUCCCACGAAGCGGCCAACAAUCCAGCAGGUCGUCGAGCGCUUCGAUCGGCUCGUGAAGACGAUCGCAUCCCGGAAACUGCGCUCUCGCCUCAUCCCUCGCGACGAGGACCCGAGCGAGACGUUCUUCAAGAACGUCGCACAUGCCUUUCGCACGGCGCGGUAUAUCCUUACACGCAAAUCUGCUAUACCCAUCCCUUGAACUGCGAACGAUGGUCACGACGGUGCUACCAGGCUGUAUCAUACUUAUAGGAGUAUUCGAGCUGGUGAUAUACAGUGAACCAUCAGCCUGGCCUUUCUCGAUCACGUCCGCUCUUGUCAAUACCCUUUCAAGGUCCGACAUUCCCGGAAACUUCUCAACAAUAAGAGGGGCGACCAAAGUCUGAGAGGCAAGGCUGUUAUGGAAGUCGAGUCAGGACUUUCGAGCCCACCCGCCGCGGCUCUCGUGUCCCCUUUUCUCUUCCACUCGCCCCUCAGCAACUCAUCGAGUCUGACGACUUCUGUGAAGCACCCACCUCACAGCUAACUGCAUUCC
Trametes versicolor FP-101664 SS1 is the source of this 1478-nucleotide messenger RNA. RefSeq lists its product as uncharacterized. Gene Ontology annotation, molecular function: protein serine/threonine kinase activity; ATP binding. The transcript has 5 exons. Lineage: Eukaryota; Fungi; Basidiomycota; Agaricomycetes; Polyporales; Polyporaceae. Gene Ontology annotation, biological process: mitotic DNA damage checkpoint signaling; protein phosphorylation. Gene Ontology annotation, cellular component: nucleus; cytoplasm. The record is from RefSeq and is a predicted model, not a curated record. The coding region runs from base 24 to 1145 and encodes 373 amino acids.